AUGAUCGCAUUAAUUAUCUUAGUUAGUCAACAACGUAUGCAGCAAUCAAGUGUUAAGUUAACUGAUUUUGGUACAGAAUUUCUACCAGUUAACUCUAUUGAAUAUAUUCAAACAUUUUGGGUUGAAGGAAGAAUUGUUUAUUGUGCUAGUUAUUGCAGUCGAAAUCCACAAUGUCGAACAUUUGACUAUGAUUCUGUGAGUUUUCGCUGUCGAUUAUUUCAAGGUGAACUAGCAACAGAUAUUUUAGCUGUUCAAGAUUUAAUUGAUGCUGAUAAAAGUGGUUAUAAUAUGAUGAGGUUCUUUACUAAGUAUGAUUUAAAUAAUCGUACAUAUCUAUUGUUGUUUUCGGAGUCUUCUACAUCAGAUGCUAAAACAAUCGACAAUAGUGUUUCGGAUACCCCAACGUUCGAUGUAUUACCGGAUCGCAAGCGUACGCGCGUAAAUGUUGAAAGUCCAUUAGGAUCUCAACCAUUUACUGUUGCCGAACCUCCAUUAGGAGCUCAGACACUAAUCGCCACCUCGCUUCAAGGUACGAUAAUACCUCAAACAACAGAGCCGAUAUACGCGGUUCCUCAAACAAAGACAAUAAUUAAUCUUACUACUUCUGCGAUUGAUUGUAACGGCUUCAAUAGUGAUGCGAUGGACGAUAUGCUAUCGCUAACCAUCCCGGAAGUGUCAGUACAGUGGAUGGUAACAUCGAAAGUUAAUAAGUCGGGCAAGAAAUCGAAGAAUAAAUCGACAAAAAAACUCGAAAAAAAUGUUCCGACAACAACACCUUAUCUUCAAAUACCCCCACCGCAAUUUCGUCGACCACCAUCGCGCGGAUCUCGUUCUCGUUUCCGCUCUUCUACCAGAAUGCGUUUUAAUCCAUCUAACCAACCCCGUGCUUCUCAUAUUCCAAGAGUAGAAAACACCCGUUUAUCGCAAGGAUCAUCGCAAAAUACAGCGUAUCGAUACAAUCCUCCACCAUUAAUGUCGAUCGAUCCUGCAUAUAUAUCUCGAUUUUUUGUUCGACAACAAAUACGAAAACAAUUUGAAGAAAGUCAAAAACAGAAACGUGAACGCCAACGAGCAGUUCAACCAACCCUCACACCUGAAGCAACCAAAUCGACCAAUGCAAUCAUAACGGUCAACUCGAAACCGCAGUCUAAACCUUUGCCAUUACCAACGACAACUGCUGAUCUGAUUCCAGUUCCAACCGUAGCAGUAUUAUCAGAUGGCGUCUCAAAUACGACAAGACGAGCUACAAUCACCACAUGCUACAAAUAA
Didymodactylos carnosus is the source of this 1269-nucleotide messenger RNA. NCBI's taxonomy places the organism in Eukaryota, Metazoa, Rotifera, Eurotatoria, Philodinida, Philodinidae. The record is from the annotation of a GenBank genome assembly.